Lytechinus pictus (painted urchin) is the source of this 639-nucleotide messenger RNA. Its product is annotated as mothers against decapentaplegic homolog 6-like. Lineage: Eukaryota; Metazoa; Echinodermata; Echinoidea; Temnopleuroida; Toxopneustidae. The transcript has 2 exons. Gene Ontology annotation, cellular component: heteromeric SMAD protein complex. The record is from RefSeq and is a predicted model, not a curated record. Bases 1 to 639 code for a protein of 212 amino acids. Gene Ontology annotation, molecular function: transcription regulator inhibitor activity; I-SMAD binding. Gene Ontology annotation, biological process: cell differentiation; regulation of transcription by RNA polymerase II; anatomical structure morphogenesis.
AUGACAACCAGCGCUUCUGAUGUCACUAAUUAUGUCCCCACUAAUGCUAGUCUAUUCUCCAUACCCCUUGCCAUCAAUAGUGAAGGGAUGAUGGAUGGUGUGGACGCAACAAAUGGCAACAGGAGACACUGGUGUCAUGUUGCAUAUUGGGAACAUAGAACGCGCGUUGGACCCAUGUACUCAGUAUUCACAGACUCUGUAAAUAUCUUCUAUGACCUACCUCAUGGGGACGGAUUCUGCUUAGGCCUGCUGAAGCGGGAGGGCCGGCCGGAGUCCGUCACAAAAAUUCGACAGAAGAUCGACUACGGGCUAUCGAUGAGUCGGGAAGAGGACGGGGUGUGGAUCUACAACCGAAGCAACUAUGCCUUAUUUGUGAACUCCCCCGCACUGGAUAUACCUCACUCCAGGACAUUCACGGUCCACAAACUCGCACCAGGAUUCUCAAUCAAAAUCUACGACCACGCAAAGUCCAAGUUGUUAGAACUCAUGCACCGGGAGUCGGAGCCGCCCGAUGGCCCGGUGGAUCCGAACUCGAUACGAAUCAGCUUCAUCAAGGGUUGGGGACCACAUUACUCUCGCCAGUUCAUCACCUCGUGUCCUUGUUGGAUAGAACUGAUCAUGACGGCACCCCCGCGGUGA